UGUUGUUGUUGUCGUCGUCGUCGGUUGUUUAUUCUUUCUUUCUUCAUUGAUAUUAUUAUCAUGAGAAAAGUGUUACAUCAUAAUGGAUGAUGAUGAUAAUAAUAAUAAAACAAUUUGGGAAUCAUUUAUUCUUGUUUUAAUUUAUUAUGAAUAAUUGAGAAGAAAUGAGAUUUUUUUUGCUGUUGUUUUGUUGCCAUGACAAUCCCCUAGUUACUAUGAUUUCUAUUUCAUAUACAUCUUGAAUAAAAUAAUGAUGACAUUCGUUCAUAUUGGUGAAUAUUUAUUUUCAUUCAUUUUAUUUAUUCAAUUCUAUGGAAUGAUGAUGAUGAUAACUUAUGGUGAAAUUGUCAAGUCUAAUAUGAUAUUACAUAAUCAUAAUCAAAAUAAUAUGUCUACUAUUUAUAUGAUUCAUAAUGAUACAUUAUUAUUACAUAAUGAUCAUUUACAAAAUGAAUCUUUUAUAUUAGAUCAAUUCAAUCAUAAAUCUAAUGAUCCUGAUCCUGAUCCUGAUCCGGAUCAUAAUCAUAAUGAACAAUGGUAUUUUCAUUUUGAUAUGUUUAUUAUUACAUUUUUAGGUUUUAGUUCAUUUUGUGCAAAUAUUGGUUUAUUAUAUUUAGAUAGACGAGCUAAACCAUCAUGUACAACAAAUAAUUCAAGUUUUUCUAAUAAUUUCAUAACAAUUAAUACUACUAAUAACAAUACUACUAAUAGUAAUAAUAGUAGUACUAAUUUUCCUAUGCAUAAUAUCGCUAGUAAUAAUAAUCUAAAAUGUUCAUCAUUCAACUUUCUAUAUAAAAAAUGGUCACAUAAAAGAAAUUCUCAUGGAUCUAAUGGUUUACUAUUUAAUCAAUCAUCAAUCAUAACAAUACCAAAUGAGACAAUGAAUAAAAUGACCAUUCCAAAUACAACUACAACAAUAUCAUCAUCAUCAUCAUCAUCAUCAACAAAACGUUCAUUUUCUGUAUCAAAUCCUCCAUUAAAUAAAUAUCCAUCAUCAAUUAGUUUAUUGAAAUUCAAUCAUCAUCCUUAUCAUCAUGGUUCAAUUCAUUAUCAUACACCACGUAGUCGUAGACAACGUCGUUAUUUAAGAGGUUUACUUGGUUUAUCUAUAAGUAAUUUAAGUUUAUCUAUAUGUUUACUUAGUUGGUGUAUAUGUCAAAUUAUUAUAUAUAAUAUUAAUGAACAAUAUUAUAUAUUAAAUGCAUGGUUAACAAUUAUAUCAUUAAUUAAUAUAUGGACUAUAGAUAUUGCACAAACAUUAGAAAUUGGUGCCAUUUUAUGGAUUGCAUUAGAACGUACACUUGGUAUACAUUGGCCUAGUGAAAUACAAACGAUGAAUAAUAAUAAUAAUAAUAAUACAAACCUUUCAAUGAAAUGUAAUCUAAUCCAAUAUAAAUUUUCAUUAUUAAAAAAUAUGUUUAAAAAAUGUACAUUACAUAAUCAUUUUAAUUCUUCUUCUUCUUCUCCUUCUUCUUCUUCUUGUUGUUGUUGUUGUACACGUUUAUUCAUGAAUCAAUCAUCAUCAUCAUCAUCAGCCUCAGCAACAACAUCACCCUUAGCAACAACAACAACAACAACAAUAAAUAAAAAAUAUCGUGAAAAACAAAAAUCAAUAAUUUGGUUUCUACGUGUUAUUUUAUGUUUAUUACCAUUAAUUUUAUUUAUAUUAGCAUCAAUUUAUAGUUUAAUGAAUAUAAUACAACAAAUUAAAAAAUAUAAAUUAUUAUAUCAUCAACAAUUACAAUAUCAAAUACAACAACAACAACCCCAACUUCAACAACAACAAUAUCAAAUUGAUAUUAUAUCAAAACUGAAAACUACUUAUAUUACACAUAAUAGUAGUAUAAAUAAUGAUCAUCAUCAUCAUAAUAAUAGUUAUAUACAAUAUUUUAAUUCAUUAGUAGUAUAUAAUUAUUAUAUUUAUAUUACUAAUAAUUUCUUUACUAAAAAGCAUACAUACUUAUUCUUACAUAAAAUUCAUAUUAAAUAUCAAACUUAUAUGUAUUAUACUAAAUCUAUUAUACCAGCAUUAAUCAUUGGACAAUUUUUAGCACCAUUAGCGAUUUUAAUUACAACAAAUUUAUUGAUUUAUCAAAAAGUAUCAUCAAGAGAUAAACGAUUUUUCUCUAGACAAUCAAGUAAUACUAGUAAAUCAUCAUUUAUAUCUGGUACAUCGAUUUCAUCAAUUAAUUCACCAAGUCAAAGAAAAUUAACUACAACAACUAUUAAUUUUCCAAUACCAUUAUUACGUGUACUUGAAAGUAGUAAUCAAGAUAUUCGAAUUAAUUUUGACGACGACAACAAUACUACUACUAAUACUACUACUACUACUACUACUAAUAGUAAUAAUAAUACAUCUGAGGUGUAUAGUACAUUAAUCAAUAAACCUUUAAAUGAUCACUUAGAAACUAAACAAUCAAUACCAAAUUUAAAAAAUCAAAAACAAAAUACACUUUUAGUUCCUUUUAUUGAUUUAAAUGAGAAUAGUUUUCAAUAUUCAUCGAUUAAAAAUUUAUCGAAUAGUCCUUCUCCUCCCUCUCUUCCUCCUCCUCCUCCUCCUCCUCCUCCUCGUCCUCCUCCUCCUCCUCCUCCUCCUACUACUACUACUACUACUACCAUGACAACUAAUUCAUCAUUAUAUCAUAGAAAUAAUAGUAGUAUUGAUAAUAAUCAAAAAUAUUUAUUUAAUGAACGAAGAAAUAGUAUUUCAAUUAUUCAACCACUGAUAUCCUAUAAUGAAUUCUAUGAGAAUAAUUCUAAUAUAACAUUAACAUCUAAAAAAUUAUUGACUACUACUAAUACUACUAAUAAUACUACUCAUAAUAAUUGUCAACUGACAACAUCAACAGGAACUUCACCAUCAUCAUCAUCUUCAUCAUCCACAACAACAACAUCACCAUCAUCAUCCUAUCGAUUCAAUGAAUCAAAUAUUAAAUUAUCUACAAUGUAUACAAUACAAAAACGUCGUAAAAGUAGUAAUGAUAUAUUGAAUUUAUUAUUUCAAUCACGUACAACAGAUUUAAUGCAUACAAAAUCUACUACUGAUGAAUCUAUAUUAAUACAAGUAUUAAGACGACAACAUAAACGUACAUUACGUAUAUUAAUUAUAUUAUUAUUAUUAUUUAUUAUAUGUCGUGGACCAAGAUCAUUUAUAUUAAUUAUACAAUGGUUACAAUAUUAUACUUAUUAUAAAAAUCAAUAUCAAUCUUAUUUAUAUACAUGGUUACAAUAUACAAGUAUAUUUUCUUAUUCUAGUGCAAUAUUAGAUACAAUUCUAUAUGGUUUUUGGGGUAAUCGUAUUUAUCGAUUAUAUAUUAAACAUUUAUAUACACAUUGUGCCUUAUAUAAAUGUUGUAUUAAUCAAUAAAAAUUGAUUAUUUACUCAUUAAGGAAAUGAUUAUAUAUUGAUCUUUUCUAUUGUUUAUUCUCUUUUAUAAGAAAAAAAAUAAAAAGAAUUCAUAAAGAUGUUUGAAUAGGCCGCUUACCAGAACUUGCCAUUCAAUCCUGUCUUGAUUGAUUACAUAACGCCUGUUUGUUUUUUUUCUCGUGAAGGAGCAUAGACCUUUUAACAGUAUUCUUCAUCUAAACCUAUUCUGAGAAAUUUUUUCUAGCUCUUUCCAAUUGUUAUUCAUCCUUUUCAGAUCUGAUUCUAUUUCUCAAUGUAAUGUGUUCUUUGACCUUCUUUUUUUCCUCUUUCAUUCAGGAUUCCAAAUUAGCGCUUGUAUCGUGAUGUAGUUUGGUGAUUUGUGUAAUGUAUGUCUUAUCUAUUUCCAUCUUCUUUUCCGAAUUUCCUCUUCAACUGGAAGCCGGUUUGUUCUCUCCCACAGUAGGCUGUUGCUGAUGGUAUCCGGCCAAUGAAUGUUGAGUGUCUUGCGUAGAAAACUAUUUAUGAGUACUUCCACCUUCUUGAUGAUGGCUGUAGUAGUUCCUCAAGUUUUAGCUCCGUAUAUUAGAACUGUUUUGACGUUGGUAUUGAAGAUUGUGACUUUGAUAUUGGUUGACAGACAGUUGUUUUGAGUUCCAUAUGUUGUUCAAUUGUAGGAAUGCAACCCUUGCUUUACCAAUCCUAUUCAAGAUGGUUAGAAACUUUAAAUAAUAUGAAGCAAAAUCAUUUACAAUUGCAUAGAUCUAUUCAAUCUUUAUGUUCUCCUAAAUUCUUGUUUCUAAAUUUAUUUCAUUAGAUUAUACUCUUUGAAUAAUAUCUUCACACUUUAAUCUUUCCAAUGACUGUUUAUACUUUUACUAUUUCUAUCAUUAUUGGAUUUGAAUUGACAAUUGUAUCUCUGUAUUAAUAUGGUAUGACAACUCAAACCGAUGUACGUACAUACAAAGUUCUACAUUGUUACUAACUGAUUAAUUGAUUCAUAAAUAUAUAUAAACAUCUAUCAUUAUCUAUUAUCAACUAAUUCAUUCUUUAUAAGAUCUUCUUUGUCUCCUUCGUCAACCCCACCCUCUCCCUCUUUCACACACACACACACACAUAAACACACGUUUGUAACUAUUCAUUGUACUACGAAAUUUUACAGUAUAGUACAAUUUCUAAAGUUACAUAUAUCAUUCUUAUUAUUACUAUUACUGUUAUUACAAGCCAGAGAAUAGACACUUAGGUCUAUAUUGUUGAAUAUAAAUGAAAAGGUCAUGUCGUUUUUUCCUUUUUGUCACUUUUCUCUCUUUUGUUUUUCUUUUUUUUCUUUUUCACGUUUCUUUAUUAAAGUCAAAAUACAUUGAUUAGUUGAUUGAUUGAUAAUGUUUUAUUUACUGUUCUGUUUAUGCUGAUGUUCAACUUGUUACGAAAAGAAAAGAAAAGAAAGGAAGAAAGAAAAAAAGGAAGGAAGGGAACUGAAUAAAAGUGUAAUAUGAAAAUUGAAAGUUAUGCGGUUAAUUUAAACAUUUGCGCCCCCUUCCC
Molecule: messenger RNA, 4906 nt
Organism: Schistosoma mattheei
Lineage: Eukaryota; Metazoa; Platyhelminthes; Trematoda; Strigeidida; Schistosomatidae
Source: the annotation of a GenBank genome assembly